CGUUGUUAGCGCAGAUUGCAGCUGUCAAGGUGGCCCCGAGACUCCGUCACCCCUGCUGUACAGCAAAUCCAAGGGGCCAAGCGGCCCCCGUGUGCGCAUGUUUUCAUAGGGGGAACACGGGGUUGAAGAUCAGGACACAGUGGACCGGGGGGAAGCUCCAUGCAAUCCAGGAGCUCCGCCCCCCUCCAAGCACCCCCCAAAGGGCAAAGGGCCCGCCUAUCCUGUCUCUCGGUGCUGCUCACCACCGGGCACUUUUACACUUCUUUCAGGUCCCGCGUUUCCCAGGGCGCACCUCAGACUUGGGACGAAGACGAGGCACGAUCCGUCUCCCUUCUCUCUGUCCCUGUUUUUAGGUUCUGUCUUCUUGAACCAUCCCGUCUGCAUUCUUUACAGGUGCAGAGCCGCAAUGGUAUUGUACCAGACAUCAUCAACGUCCGCUGUCCAGAAUGGGUGAUACAGGAGCCACGGGAGUUUGGCCAAGAGAUGCCGCUUCCUGGGCCUCGAUACCAACUGAAUUCCUCCUCGCCGAACUAUCCAAGCGACAUGGACCUCCAGUCACGAAUGCCGAAGCUGCUGCGGCAGAGGCAACAAAGCCACAAUGCGGUUCAUCAAGAAAGGAGUCCUACGAUACCGCGCUGCAUAUUGGCGCGCUGAUCUUGAUAUUAGCGCUGAGUACAAUCUCAUGCGGAAUCCCAUUACUCCCCAGGAGAACCUCCAAAGGCCGACCUCAAAGCAUAAUAUUAUUCUACUGCCAGCACUUCGGCACCGGCGUCCUCCUCGCAACGUCCUUCGUUCACCUUCUCCCAACCGCCUUCACCUCGCUCACCGACCCGUGUCUCCCGUUCGUCUUCAACAAGGGCUAUCCCCAGAUGGCAGGCCUGAUAGCCAUGGUAGCAGCACUCUCCGUCGUCGCGCUCGAGUCCUACCUAGCAACCCGCGGGGCCGGUCACUCCCACUCCCAUUCACACGAGUACGAGUACUGGGAUGACGAAGAAGGCAGCGGUCAUUCCCCAGCAAACGCGCAUGCCGCGGGAAGCUUGGCAUCGCACAGACACGGCUCUCACCGGCCGGAAGAUAUCAACCUCGAUAACAUGGAUUCUACUCAGGGGCUGAUGGCCGGCGCGUCGCCUUUACCGAGCUCGACGCCAACGCGUGCGAAAGCGAAUGAUAGCCUCGCCAACGGUCGAGAUAGCUUUGACGACGACGAAUCGGAUAUUGACCUCGACGUCAAUGAGCUGCACCCGACCCCCGCCGACGAACCCAGACGCCGGAGCUCACCUGGCAUCCGCCCAAAGAUUACAGUUACCCCCGGCGCACCCCAAAUCGUCACGGAAGAGGAGCAGAGCAAGCUCCUUCGCCAAUGUCUGCUACUAGAAGGAGGCAUUCUCUUCCAUAGCGUCUUUAUCGGCAUGGCUAUCUCAGUCGCAACGGGCCCUACCUUUAUCGUGUUCCUCAUCGCCAUCAGCUUCCACCAGACAUUCGAAGGGCUCGCUCUCGGCAGCCGAAUCGCCGCCAUCCAAUUGCCGCGGUCAUCGGCGCGGCCAUGGCUCAUGGUUCUCGCGUUCGGAGGCACGACGCCGCUCGGUCAGCUCAUUGGUCUCAUCGUGCAUAAUCUGUAUGAUCCCAUGAGCCAGACCGGGUUGCUUAUGGUUGGGUUCAUGAACGCUAUCUCGGCUGGGUUGCUCCUCUUUGCUGGACUGGUCCAGCUGCUAGCCGAAGAUUUCUUGUCCGAGAAGAGCUACAAGAUUCUGCAGGGACGGAAACGGCUUAAUGCCUACAUGGCUGUGAUUGGCGGAGCAUCACUCAUGGCCAUUGUGGGAGCGUUUGCCUAGAACAGAUGGGCGUACUACAGCGAAAUAUCAUCACAGCAAUACUGCUAAUACACUGUUUUUGACCAACACAACAAGCCAAGGAAGGUUAUGAGACUUGCCGGUGACUUACAUUUAGCUCGGCCCCCACUAUACAGCAACACACAUAACCAAAAGCAAGGAAGAGCACACAAGAUCAUCCCUCCAAUACGAGCAAAAGGCAAAAGUUUAACCCGGGGAAUGGCUUUGCCAUUCGCGGUGAGGAUUUGAGCCUCACGCGGGGGUCGAACCCGCAACCUUGAGAUUAAGAGUCUCACGCUCUACCGAUUGAGCUAGCAAGGCGGGU
Molecule: messenger RNA, 2154 nt
Organism: Colletotrichum acutatum
Lineage: Eukaryota; Fungi; Ascomycota; Sordariomycetes; Glomerellales; Glomerellaceae
Product: ZIP zinc transporter
Exons: 3
Coding region: 447-1832 (461 amino acids)
Biological process (GO): zinc ion transmembrane transport
Cellular component (GO): plasma membrane
Molecular function (GO): zinc ion transmembrane transporter activity
Source: RefSeq, a predicted model, not a curated record